Leptinotarsa decemlineata (Colorado potato beetle) is the source of this 1348-nucleotide messenger RNA. RefSeq lists its product as uncharacterized. The record is from RefSeq and is a predicted model, not a curated record. NCBI's taxonomy places the organism in Eukaryota, Metazoa, Arthropoda, Insecta, Coleoptera, Chrysomelidae.
UUGUAAUUGUCAAAAAAAUCCAAACGUAAAUUGACACUAAAAAAUGGGUGACAUAUCAUCCUCAACUACCUUCUAUAUUUUGCUGCUUUUCGUGUCCAUUUAUGUGUUUUCAAUAUCCUCGUAUACUUACAUAGCCUCGCUAUCGAAUGUUGAUCUAUGGCAGAAGAAGAAAAACGAUAUUCACUUGACACGUCUGAAGCGAGACGCCACACUGGUAGAUAACUGGACACAAAAUAUUACAAUCAAUAUUUGCUGCCCCGAAAAUUAUCGGUUGAAUGAAAAAUUUGAAUGUGUCGAAGCAAAAAAGGGAAAUUUCACCGAACAAUAUGAAGAAGUAUGGAAAAAUCUUGUAGUCGAUGGAAAUCUGGCAGAAAGUUUCAUAAAUUCAUCCAGAAUCAUUUUGAAGUACAACAAUAGCAACUUCCUUUCUGCUGACGAUAAGUACGUGGUACAGUGGAGUUCAACAAAACCGGCCUCUCAUUAUUUUUCUCAACAAGAUGGUAGUCUUUUGGAGCUGAAUCUCAAACAGCACGAGGUACUUUCGAAGUUUUCUUCUGCUUCAUUCUGUCUUGAUCGAAUCAGAAAUGCAGAAAGAACCUUUGUGGCUAUUGUGACGCCAUGCGAAGAAGUUAUGUGCAUACAAAAAUGCUGCAAAAAAGGCUUUUACUACAAUACAAUUCAAAAUAAAUGCUUUGCUGAAAAUGAAAACCAGAUGACCAGCUUCAAGCCAACAUUUUUCAAUAAAAUCGAGGAAAUAGGAAUGAAUAUAUCACACUUUAUAAUAGAAGGGGUUCCGAAAUGUUUUGGCCCCGAUACUCAGAUCAAGAUUUACGAAAGUCCUUCACCAAUUUAUGUACAAUGGAAUGGUUCUCUGUUGACAGUCGACGAAUUUGAAAAUGUUUACUAUUUUUACCACGGAAAAAAAUAUUGUAUUGAUUUGUUUUCUGAUGGCACAAAAAAUAACACCUAUGUCAAUGGGUUCUACUGUCAAAACGACACAAUGGUCAAAUAUCCUUUUGGAACCAAUACUGGUAUGCCGAAUCUUGAACCGAAUGCAAUAGUGGAUGCUCAGAAAAAAGAAAACUUACCUGAGGGAAAAGUGGAAAAUUUGAAAGAUUCAAUUGGAGAAGCUUUAGGGAAUGUUGGCAACAAAAUUGGAAAUGUUGGGAAAAAGAUUGCCCAAGUUGCUGUUGCAGCAAAGGAUAAAACGAGUGAGGUCGGCAAAAAAGCAGUUUCUCGUCUGAGCCAAGCACGUAGCUGCGGCGAAAUGUCAGUUACUUCUAUGAUUCUUGGAAUGUUUACCUUGGUUAAAUAUGUAUUUUAAAUGUAUGUUUACUUCAGGUCAGAU